Molecule: messenger RNA, 512 nt
Organism: Mollisia scopiformis
Lineage: Eukaryota; Fungi; Ascomycota; Leotiomycetes; Helotiales; Mollisiaceae
Exons: 2
Coding region: 1-447 (148 amino acids)
Molecular function (GO): protein binding
Source: RefSeq, a predicted model, not a curated record
AUGGCGCCUGCCGAUUCAGAUCUUCCUGACUCUGAAGUCGACACUUACAAGUCUGCUGGGGGUCAACGCGCCUGGUCACUUUCAGACGCAAUUGAGUUAGCCAAAAAGAUUCAGUCAGAACGAGAUCGAGAUCAGGAACGCCCAAUCGAUAAAUCGAAGAUCGGCAACAUACCCACCGAAAUACAACUUCUUAUCUUCUCCUACCUUCCCGAAGGCAAUUCCGCUUGCUUGGGCUUGACCUGCAAGAAGCUCUAUGCUAUCCACCAUGACAACUACCCGAAGACUCACUCGAGGGCGAGGUGCGAGGAUUCUAUAGGUAGAAGCGGCCAUUUACGCUCGUACUUGAUCGGAUUCAUGGGUUAUUCGUGGUGCAGGAGGCAAUUACUGGCGCACAUGGCUGCUUUACAGCAGGAGCUUAUCGACAUGGGCCUACAGUGUAGUUAUUGAUUUUGAAUUUUGAUGGAUGGGCUCUGAGAGCAUCAAAGUCAGCGCGCUCUCGCAGCAGCUUUGCU